This is a messenger RNA of Stegastes partitus (bicolor damselfish), 4408 nucleotides long. It is a transcript of the gene cdon, whose product is annotated as cell adhesion associated, oncogene regulated. The transcript has 19 exons. Bases 524 to 3877 code for a protein of 1117 amino acids. The record is from RefSeq and is a predicted model, not a curated record. Gene Ontology annotation, molecular function: protein binding. Lineage: Eukaryota; Metazoa; Chordata; Actinopteri; Pomacentridae. Gene Ontology annotation, biological process: nervous system development; cell-cell adhesion.
AGCAACUCGACACUGGCUUCAAAGAUGCGUGUGUGGAAGAGGCAGCGGUAGAGACGGAGACGGAGAGCUGGAGAAGUUACACUUAACGGACCAGACACAGAGAGACAGAGACAGAGAGAGGCAGCGUGUUUGCGCACCGAGCCGCCGGGACGUUACGCUUCCUUUUUCUUCCCCUUCAACAAACUUCCCCCAAACUACACCACCGGAGCUCGAGUGGAGACCAGGGGGAGUUGUCGCACCUUGGCCCCGAAGCCUGCGCUGCUGUGCGGGUCUGAAGACUCCUUCCUCCCCCUCUUCUCUCUCCACCUCCUCCGGCUGCGUUCAUGUUCCUGCCGUCGUGUCGCACUUUGAGCCCGUUUCUAAUGGAGGGCCCCGUACGGAUUUGCCAUCAGAAUAAUGCGUUUGGCUGCUGAUUCACCCGACGUCUCGCUGCUUCUUCUGCCCUCCUGCAAGAGAGGUUUGCCGACCAAACGAGGGCGUCCGAACCGGGCAUCACGGCCGCUGGCAGGGGUCAGAGUGCACCAUGGACGGUGGCCUGAGGGUCCUCCUGUCCACUGUGCUGUGUCUCAGCCAGUCCCUGCUCAUCAGCUGCUCAUCUCAGUAUCCCUCUUUCCGCUCUGAACCUGCCUCCUUGGUCCAGAGUCGAGGCUCCGUAGCCCGCCUGCGAUGCUCGGCGAGUCCUCCGUCGGCGGUGGUUUCCUGGCGCUUCAGAGGCCUCCCCCUGGAGGCCGACACGCUGCCCGACGUGGAGCUCGGCCGGGGCUCCGUCACCAUCUCCUCCCUGGCGUCCGUCCACGGCGGCGUCUACCAAUGCGUUGCCCGCUUAGACGGCGGGCCGGCCGUCGCCAGCCGCCUCGCACGUGUGGCCAUAGCAGAAAUAUCAGAAUACGAAGACGGCCGGCGGCGGUCGUUGUCGGCGCAGGAAGGCAGCACCGUCCUCAUAGAGUGUCCUCUACCGCGCAGCGUCCCUGCAGCACUUCCUAGACUGAAAGUACGAGGGGACUGGAUGGAAGCGUCCACAGACGACUAUUUAGUUCUUCCGUCUGGCAACCUCCAGAUUGUCUCUGUUUCGGCCCAGCAUCAGGGCAUGUACAAGUGUGGUGCCGUCAACCCUGUUACCGGGGAAACCAUCGUACAACCUCACGGUACUAAGCUGCUGGUCAAAAAUUCCGACCCGUCCUCCUCCUCCUCGGUGCGGAUAGUUUAUCCCACCUCCCCGGUGACGGUUUCCGUGCAGCAGUCGCAGCCGCUGACGUUGGAGUGCAUCGUGUCCGGGAGUCCUGCGCCGACAGCGAGGUGGUUUAAGAACGGCAAAGAGGUCACACCGGGGCCUUCUCACCUACGACAGCACAACAACCUGGUGUUCGUUAAGGCGACGAGGAGCGAUGAGGGGAGUUACACCUGCGCUGCUGAGAGCGGCAACGGGGCCGUGACCAGCGCCAACUAUACUGUGAAUGUUCUCGAGCCUGUUUCUGUCACGGAGGACCUCGGCAACCAGCUCGUCUCUCCCGGCUCCUCCGCUCAGUUUACUUGUGUAGCAAAAGGAAACCCUUCCCCGAACGUCACCUGGCUGUUCAACGCCGACCCCGUCGCCCCGUCGCACCGCGUCCGCAUCUCUGGAUCCUCGCUUGUCAUUGCGGAUGUGACGCGGCAGGAUGAGGGAGUGUAUCAGUGUCUGCUGGACAACGGGUUCAGCUCGGCGCAGUCGUCUGGGAUGCUCACAACUCAGUCAGAUCCACAGCUGGGCCCCACGGCCGGCGUGCUGCUGGAGGCGUCGCCGUCGCUCCACCCCAUCCAGAGCGACGAGGGCCACGGGCGCUUCCUCACCGAAGAGGAAGGCGACGCCGCGAACGUGCCGGCCGACCGGAGCAGCGACCAUCCGACUCCAGAGGCGCCGAUCAUCAUCAGCCCGCCUCAGACUCACAAACCCGACGUGUACGACCUGGAGUGGAGGGCGGGGCGAGACGGCGGCAGCCCCAUAAACGCCUACUUUGUGAAAUAUCGCAAGGUCGACGAAAUGGGAACGGUGGUGGGAAGCUGGCACACGGUUCGCGUCCCUGGCAGCGAGAAGACCCUGCGGCUGUCGGAGCUCGAGCCCUCGAGUCUCUACGAGGUGCUGAUGGUGGCCCGGAGUUCAGCCGGCGAGGGUCAGCCGGCCAUGCUCACCUUCCGCACCGGCAAGGAAAAAAGCACCUCCUCCAACAAGAAUCCGUCCAAGCCUCCCGUCGUCUCGAUGCCACCCAAAGCUCCCGAGGACAAAACCCCCAACACCCACUUCGGAGUCGUCAUACACGACAGGGUCCCCGAGGCCCCCGAUCGCCCCACCAUCUCCAUGGCGACCGAGAGUUCGGCAUACGUCACCUGGAUCCCGAGAGCCAACGGCGGCUCUCCGAUCACGGCUUUCCGGGUGGAGUACAAGCGCGGCCGCAGUGCCGAGUGGGUGGUGGCGGCGGAUAACAUCUCACCUCUGAAGCUGUCCGUGGAAGUUCGCAAUCUGGAGCCUGGAUCCGCCUACAAGUUCCGUGUGAUGGCCAUGAACAUGUACGGCCCGAGUCCUCACAGCAUCCCCUCCAAGCCCUACCAGGUUCCUCAGGCCAGCCCUCGCAUCGCCAACCGCCCCGUGGUCGGACCUCACAUCUUGUCCACCGACGCCAUCAGCGACACGCAGAUCAUGCUGCGCUGGAAUUACAGUCCCUCGAGUAACAACAACACCCCGAUCCAGGGUUUCUACAUCUGCUACCGGCCCACGGACAGCGACGACGACAGCGACUACAAAAAAGACAUAGUGGAAGGUGGAAAAAACUGGCACAUGAUUGGAUACCUCCAGCCCGAGACCUCCUACGACAUCAAGAUGCAGUGCUUUAACGACGGUGGAGAGAGCGAGUACAGUAACGUCAUGAUCUGCGAGACCAGAGCACGUCAGGCUCCGGGGUCGCCCAGCCAGCACCCCAUCACCCCGUCGGGCCCCCAUCCCCAGGAGCCCCCCAGCCCCCCUGGAGGUCUCCUGUACCUGAUCGUGGGCUGCGUUCUGGGUGUCAUGGUGCUCAUCCUGCUGGCUUUCAUCGCCAUGUGUCUGUGGAGGAACCGCCAGCAGAACAACAUGCACAAGUACGACCCUCCCGGCUACCUGUACCAGCCGGCGGAGAUGAACGGCCACAUGCUGGAGUACACCACGCUGCCCGGCACCAGCCGCAUCAACGGGGGCAUCCACGGCGGCUACGGCCACGGCGGCCAGAUGCUCCCCCAGGGCUGCCACCACCUCCACCACAAGCUCCCCAACGGCUUGGCGCUGCUCAACGGCUCCGGCGGCCUGUUCUCACCUGGCCACCCACACGGCCACGAUGGCACGCUGCCCCACGGCGCCCGCGACUGCGAACACUCGCACCCUCACCACCACCAUAACGGUGGAGGCAUGUACACAGCGCUGCCACAAACGGAGUCUUCUGACUGUAUGAGCUGUCAGAACCUCUGCAACAACAACAGAUGUUACAACAAGACCAACGGCACCUUCUCCAGCGGCACUCUGCCCCUAAUGCAUCGCGUGGCGCCGUGCCAGCAGGACGGGCUGGAGAUGGUUCCUCUGGGCCAGGUUUCGUCGCCGUGCCGCGGCACCGACGGCCAGAUGCGUCCCGGCGAGCAGGAGGAGCACAGGGGGUCGUCGCCCUCGCAGCAUUCCUGCUGUCUGAUCAGGAACAGCCAAAACUCUCCAGCAGACGACACUGCUGAGGAGGAGCCAGAGAGCGAGGACACCAAGGGGCCUGUGGUGUGCUGGGAGAGUCCUUCGCUGCCAGACUUGGACUGUGACGAAAAGCCUGGGUGGAUCUCCAGCAGCAGCCUGGCAGGAGAGCUGAUCCAGGCCGGCCCACAGAAGGCCUGAACGCAGCCCACACACCAGCACACCCUCCCACAGCGCGGACGGGAAACGGAAAGCAGCCAGAGGGAGGCCGAGGAGGAGGAGGAGGAGGAAGGAGAUAGUCAGAGACACUGCACGUGACGGUGACGAGGACACAGAACUGUCGAUGGACCGAGAUGAGACGAGCGACGUGGGGAGGAGGGAGAAAGAAAAAAGAAAAAAAAAAAGAAAGAGCGCCUGAGAGCACAGCCAGAUGGAGGGAAAACACAAAGACAGAAACUAUAUCCCACUGGAGGGAAGACUCUCGUAAAAAGAUCAAAAACUCUUUAGAUGACUUAUUUAUUUUUUUGUAGUAGUAAAAUAUUAUUUCAUAUGAAUGUAUCUGUUUUAAAGAAAAAAAGUUUGUCUUUUAUAUUAUUUAUGCCUUUCGGAUGAGAAAUACUUUUUAUUUUUUGUCGUCGUUGUCCCUCUGUGUUCCACUCGACGGUGGAGAUUAGCAAUUGUCUGUGUAAAGUUUUGUAAUAAUAUAAAGAGAAGAUAUGGGAGAGUCGACGA